Messenger RNA from Lycium barbarum (goji berry), 613 nucleotides. RefSeq names its product non-specific lipid-transfer protein 1-like. Gene Ontology annotation, molecular function: lipid binding. The coding region runs from base 130 to 480 and encodes 116 amino acids. Gene Ontology annotation, biological process: lipid transport. NCBI's taxonomy places the organism in Eukaryota, Viridiplantae, Streptophyta, Magnoliopsida, Solanales, Solanaceae. The transcript is spliced from 2 exons. The record is from RefSeq and is a predicted model, not a curated record. Gene Ontology annotation, cellular component: membrane.
UAUCAGGAUACUAUAUAUAUCCUCUCAACACUGUGGAUGGCAUCAACAAGGGCAAUCUAGAAGUCCAACAAAAAUACCUACCUCACUUUGCACUUCAAAACAAUCCUUUUUCUUACAACUGAAGCAAAGAUGAAGGGAGUCAUCAUUUCAGCUAUUGUAGUGUUGGCCAUGAUUCAGCUCAUGUUUGAGCCAGCACAAGCCCUCACUUGUGGACAAGUAGAUGCAUCUUUGGCACCAUGCAUUCCAUACCUUAAUCAAGGAGGUGAGCCAGGUGCAGCUUGCUGCAGUGGAGUGAAAAGCCUGAAAGGAUUGGCCCAAAGCACAGCUGACAAAAAGGCUGCUUGCAAUUGUGUCAAGGCUGCUGCUAACCGGUACGCAAACCUUAAAGAUGAUGCAGCUCAAGCUCUUCCUACCAAGUGUGGUGUCACCAUGGAUACCCCCAUCUCCAGAAACGUUAACUGUGAUGCCAUCAGUUAUUAAAAGACAGGAGGAAAACUAUGAGCAUCUGCAAGAAAAUAAAGAAGGAUGACUUCUCAGUGAAUCCUCAUAUUUAUUUUGCCUAUGUUGUACUUAUUUUCUUGUAUCAGUAAAAUAAUGUUUCUGGCUCGAGUGA